GCCAGGCGUUCUCAGCCCGUUACGAGGAAGAGUGGUGCUCUGUUUUCUUGCUGUGUGAAGAAGGGGAGAGGAAGAAGGGAGGGGUAGGUGGGGUGGGCGGGUGCCGAGGACGGUGUGCUGCUGAUCGUCGGUAUGCGGUUCGUCUCGGCAGGGCGAAAGAUAGGCUCAGGUAUUUGCCGAGAGAAGUCGGCCUCUGCCUUGUGGAGAGUACCGUUAGGCGGAGUGAGAUUGAACAGCUAUGGAGGAGGAGGAGCAGGGGGAGUGUGCAAUCUGGGUGAAUCCGGUCGUUCUGGGGAAGGGGGGUUCCAUAUGUACCAAGCAGAACCAGGAGGAGUUUCGAGAUCGGAUGGCUUUGGCAGCCUGUAUUCGCUGCGAUGGCGGGUAAGAAACGGUGAGGUGGAGGGUACUUCGGCUGCCAAGGACUCUGCUGGUAGUCUCUUCCGUAGGAGAGGUCUGGAGUUCGAACCCCAGGUUAGCCUCGCGUUCGCCGCACAGGCUCCAGGGGGGGGGUUACUUAAUAUGCACUUGCGCGGCCCGGCCACCUGCAGUCACUGCUCAGCUGGGAUCGAACUCAAUGGUUUCGUGUUCGAACCUCAGAACGGACGUGUUUCUGUACUACCUGGAACGACGGCGACAUUCUCAUCAUCGGCGACUGCGGCGGCGGCGGCGGCGGCGGGGAGUGGUGUGACGGCCACGAGAAAGGCAGCGCGUUUCACGCUAGACUUGGCGCGCAGUGAUUCCAGCGAGCCAGGGGAAGCUCGCGAAGAUCAUGAUGGUAAGGGCGGGAGCGCGAUGGAUACGAGGGAGGUCGCGGCAGUGGAAGACGCCCGUCGGGUGUCUGACUGGGCUGUGGAGCCAAGGAAGCUGAGCCGCGCAGACGGGACACCAUGGCCGUGGAGGUCCUUUUCUCCCAAAGAUGCAGUGCGCUACGACAGCGACCUCCCUGCCUCGGAGUUGACGAGGCAUCAUGCGCCGCAAAAUUUCGGGGAUAAAUUUGCGUUUUUCGUGGUAAAAUGUCUGCGAGUCCCCACAGAUUUGUUUUUCCGCAAAAAGUAUGGUUGCCGUGCUGUGAUGUUAGAGACUGUGGCCGCUGUGCCGGGAAUGGUGGGGGGGAUGCUUCUCCAUCUCCAGUCCUUGAGGAGAUUCGAGCACAGCGGCGGAUGGAUUCGAACUCUGAUCUCUGAGGCUGAGAAUGAACGUAUGCAUCUGAUGACUUUCAUGGAAAUUUCGAAGCCUCGGUUGUGGGAAAGAGAGCUGGUGAUGGCAACUCAGGGAAUCUUUGCGAACGGCUUCUUCGUGCUUUACGUAAUCAGUCCACGUAUCGCUCACAGAGUGGUCGGCUACCUCGAGGAGGCGGUUGUCUCGUACACCAGAUAUCUGGAGGAGAUUGAUGCGGGAAGGAUAGAGAACGUUCCCGCGCCGAAGAUCGCGAUCGACUACUGGGGGCUUCCGCGGGACGCGCGACUCCGCGAUGUCAUACUGGCGGUGCGCGCCGACGAGGCGCAUCAUCGGGACGUUAAUCACUUCGCGUCAGACAUCAAGAGUGCGGGCAAGCAACUCAAGGACAUCCCGGCGCCCGUCGACUACGACAAGUGAAUCGUUUCGUCGCGUACGACUAGCUCGCUGCGCGCCACCGUCU
Messenger RNA from Chara braunii, 1639 nucleotides. The record is from the annotation of a GenBank genome assembly. Lineage: Eukaryota; Viridiplantae; Streptophyta; Charophyceae; Charales; Characeae.